Molecule: messenger RNA, 4309 nt
Organism: Alosa alosa (allis shad)
Lineage: Eukaryota; Metazoa; Chordata; Actinopteri; Clupeiformes; Clupeidae
Gene: ace
Product: angiotensin I converting enzyme (peptidyl-dipeptidase A) 1
Exons: 26
Coding region: 114-3977 (1287 amino acids)
Biological process (GO): proteolysis
Cellular component (GO): plasma membrane
Molecular function (GO): peptidyl-dipeptidase activity; metallopeptidase activity
Source: RefSeq, a predicted model, not a curated record
ACAGAGAAAAUAAGCAAGCGAGGGAGCAAGUGAGGAGAGGACAGGAGCAAGAGGAAAUGGAUAGAAUUGGAAACACAGCGAGGAGAAAAGCGUCCCUGCCCGCCUGAGGCACCAUGCGCUGGGCAGCCGCUCUGCUCCUGCUGCCCCUGCUGGGGCUCUCCAGAGCCCUGAGGCCCGGGUGGGUGCCGGGGAAUGAUUACACGGCUUCCGAGGCGGACGCGCAGCGCUUUCUGUCCGACUACAACUCCACGGCCGAGGAGGUGCUCUUCUUCAGCGUCAGCGCCAGCUGGAACUACAACACCAACCUGACGAACCACAACUCUGACCUACAGGUUCAGGCCUCUCUGGAGGAGCAGGGUUUCACUGAGGCCUGGGGUAUUAAGGCCAAACAGUUGUACACUGAUGCUGUGCUGGAAACCUUCACUGACCCAGUGACGGUCACGCUCAUCAAGAAGAUCAAGGUCCUCGGAGCUGCCAACCUCCCCACUGCAGAGAGAGAGCGGUACAACGCCAUACUCAGUGAGAUGGACGGUAUCUACUCAAAAGCCAAGGUCACUCCGAAGCCUGGCGUGUCCUGGAACCUGGAACCUGAAAUCACAGAGAUAAUGGCCAACUCACGGAGCUACAAGAAGCUGCUGCUGGCAUGGGAGGGGUGGCACGAUGCCUCUGGGGUACCCCUCAGAUCGCUGUACCCCGAGUUCGUGCAGCUCAGCAACAAGGCAUCAAGGGCCGAUGGUUUUUCUGACACGGGUGCGGACUGGCGUUCAUGGUAUGACACCCCGACCUUCGAGGCUGAUCUGGAGGCACUGUUCCAGACCGUGAAGCCCCUCUACGAUAACCUGCAUGCCUUUGUCAGGAGGAAGCUCUACAACUUCUAUGGCCCCAAGUACAUCAACCUCAAAGGGCCCAUCCCUGCACAUCUGCUGGGCAACAUGUGGUCCCAGACCUGGAACAACGUUUACGACAUGAUGAUCCCCUUCCCGGGAAAGCCCAACGUAGACGUGACUGACGCCAUGGUUGCUCAGAAAUACAACGCCACUCACAUGUUCCGAGUAGCAGAGGAGUUCUUCACGUCACUGGGUCUGAAGCCGAUGCCACAGGAGUUCUGGGACAAAUCCAUGCUGACCAAACCCGAGGGCAGGGAGGUGGUUUGCCACGCGUCCGCCUGGGACUUCUACAACCGCAAGGACUUCAGGAUCAAGCAGUGCACCACAGUGACCAUGGAGCAGCUGUUUACUGUCCACCACGAGAUGGGCCACGUCGAGUACUACCUGCAGUACAUGGACCAGCCGACCAGCUUCCGCCGCGGGGCGAACCCUGGCUUCCACGAGGCCGUCGGGGACGUCCUCUCGCUGUCCGUUUCUACGCCCAAGCAUCUCAACGUGAUCGGCCUGCUGGACACACUGGUGGAUGAUCCAGACGCUGAUAUUAACUACCUCCUGAAGAUGGCGCUAGAGAAGAUAGCGUUCCUGCCUUUUGGAUACCUCAUCGAUCAGUGGAGAUGGAAUGUCUUCAGUGGACAGACACCACAGGAAAACUACAACAAAGACUGGUGGAAGCUUAGGACUCAAUACCAGGGGAUUUGCCCACCUGUGCCGCGCACGGAAGCUCACUUUGAUGCUGGUGCGAAGUAUCACAUCCCUGGCAACACGCCCUACAUCAGAUAUUUCGUGAGCUUCAUCCUGCAGUUCCAGUUCCAUGAGAAGCUGUGUGAAGCCGCAGGGCACACCGGCCCCCUGCACAAGUGCGACAUCUACAGGUCCAAGGAGGCAGGAGCCAUCCUAGAGAAAGUUCUGCGCUCUGGUUCUUCCAAGCCUUGGCCUGAAGUCCUGCAGGAGGCCCUAGCCACAAACAAAAUGGACGCCAACUCCCUGAUUAAGUACUUCCAACCCAUCAUCACCUGGCUGGAGCAGCAGAACAAGGCUUCGGGAGAAACCCUUGGCUGGCCCGAAGCAGACUGGGUCCCACCGGUACCGGAGGACUACCCUGAGGACAUUGAUAUCAUAUCGGACGAGGCCCAGGCCAGGCGCUUCCUGGCGGACUACAACAGCACGGCGGAGGGGGUGUGGAACGCCUACACUGAGGCAUCUUGGGCCUACAACACCAACAUCACAGACCACAACCAGCAGAACAUGCUGCAGAAGAACCUGGAGAUGGCCAGCCACACCAAGACCUACGGUGAGGUCGCCCGCAAGUACAACACCAAGGAGUUCCAGGAUCCGUCCGUGCAGAGGAUCAUCAAGAAGCUGAGUGACCUGGAGAGGGCAGCCCUACCACAAGCCCGACUGGAAGAGUACAACCAGCUGCUGUCUGGCAUGGAGACCAAGUACAGUGUGGCCAAAGUCUGCAGACCUAAUGGUGGCACCUGCCACCCUCUAGACCCAGACCUUCAAAAAAUCAUGGCCGAGUCGCGAGAUUACAAGGAGCUGUUGUUCGCAUGGCAGGGUUGGCGUAACGAAUCUGGCCGUGUGCUCCGAGAAGACUACAAGAAAUACGUGGAAAUUGCCAACGAGGCUGCCAGGGCAAACGGUCACACAGAUAACGGGGCCUUCUGGCGGUCCCUGUACGAGACGCCAACAUUCGAGCAGGACCUGGAGCGCCUCUGGAAGGAGCUGGAGCCCCUCUACCACCAUGUGCACGCCUACGUGCGCCGCAAACUCCACCAGAAAUACGGAGAGAAGUACAUCAACCUGAAAGGACCCAUCCCUGCACAUCUGCUGGGCAACAUGUGGGCACAGACAUGGUCUGGCAUUAUGGACCUGGCAAUACCCUACCCUCACGCUACUCAAGUGGAUGCCACCCCUGCCAUGAUAGCACAGGGCUGGGACGCCAUAAGGAUGUUUAAAGAGUCGGACGAAUUCUUCAAGUCGUUGGGCCUCAUCCCGAUGCCGCAGGAGUUCUGGCAGAUGUCCAUGCUGCUGAAACCCACCGACGGACGCGAGGUCGUGUGCCACGCCUCUGCCUGGGACUUCUACAACCGCAAAGACUUCAGGAUCAAGCAGUGCACAGUGGUGACCAUGGACGACCUCAUCACCGUCCACCACGAGAUGGGUCACGUGCAGUACUUCCUGCAGUACAAGGACCAGCCUGUGUCCUUCCGCGAUGGCGCCAACCCCGGCUUCCACGAGGCCAUCGGCGACGUCAUGGCCCUGUCCGUAGCCACGCCCAGGCACCUGCAGACCAUCGGCCUCCUGGACAAAGUGGAGGAGAACGAAGAGAGCACCAUUAACUACCUGAUGAGCAUUGCCCUGGACAAGAUUGCCUUCCUGCCCUUCGGCUACCUGAUGGACCAGUGGAGGUGGAAGGUGUUUGAUGGACGGAUCUCUGAGCAGGACUAUAACAAAGAGUGGUGGAACAUGCGAAUGAAGUACCAGGGGCUGUGUCCCCCAGUUCCGCGCACAGAGCAGGACUUCGAUCCCGGUGCCAAGUUCCACAUCCCGGCCAACGUUCCCUAUGUCAGGUACUUUGUGAGCUUUGUCAUCCAGUUCCAGUUCCACAAGGCUCUGUGUGACGCGGCCAAGCACACUGGUCCUCUGCACACCUGUGACAUCUACAAGUCUGUCGACGCAGGGAAACGACUCGGAGACGCCAUGAAGCUGGGCUUCAGUAAGCCGUGGCCAGAUGCCAUGUUUGACAUCACGGGUCAGCGGAACAUGACUGCCGCACCCCUGAUGGAGUACUUCCAGCCCCUCAUCACCUGGCUGGAGAAGGAGAACUCUAAGAACGGAGAGGUCAUGGGCUGGCCGGAGUAUGACUGGACCCCACCGACUGAUGAAGCUGCCGUCGAGCCUCCUCCAACGGGUGAUGGGAAAGUCGGCUUCCUGGGUAUGAACGUGGACAGUGCAGCUGCCGCCGCGGGCCAAUGGGUCCUUCUGGUCCUCGGCCUGGUUCUACUGGUUGCCACGGCGUUCCUGGCCUACCAGUACCGUAAAGUGAGGCACUUUCGCAAAUCUUCCUCAGAGUUGGAACUGAAAUAAACGUUGUUGGGAGGGAGUGAAACUUCUGGAAUUUUAAGGAAUGUUUGUUGAUUUAAUGAUUUCAUGAUUGUUUUGGUCGAUAUUGCUGUUGUUUCUUCGCUGUUGAAUGUGCUGUAUAUUUAUUGAUAUAUUUUUUGGGGGUCAAAUUGUUUUGACUAUGCAAAGAAAGCUGACUGUUUUUGUAAUUUAUUUGUAAUAAUUUGAAUGAAAUUGUCGGGUCUUGGGAUGAUAUAAUUAUUUGUUUGUAAAGUCAGAAUUGUGUAUGCAUAUUGGAUUAAUUUUCUUGGUAAAUAUUUUGCCCUUUGUAGAAUAAAGACAGACAUAAACACAUA